Blepharisma stoltei is the source of this 402-nucleotide messenger RNA. The record is from the annotation of a GenBank genome assembly. Lineage: Eukaryota; Ciliophora; Heterotrichea; Heterotrichida; Blepharismidae.
AUGAAGCUAUCGGAUACGCUCAAACAAGUUAUUGCAGAUUACCAUGAGGUAAUAAUCCUACCAAAACUAACUCGUUUACAUAAAAUAAUGCACUCGAAAAAAUUUCUUAUAAAUAUAAUUAACGCUAGUCCAGUGGAAAUACAAAUAUCUGAACUACCUGAGAUAUCAUACAAACUUGCUGAGUGGUUGAAUCGUGUACAUAAAUCACACGAGGUUAAAGAGCUGAGUGAUAUAGAACUAUUCGCACAUCUUUUAAGUGGACGACUUUGUGAACAACCUAAAAAUGAAGCUGAGACACAAAUAUUAAUAGCAUCUAUACAAGCUGAGCUUAAGUCAUUAUAUGUGGAAUCAGUAAUGAACAUUAUAGAAGAUGGGAUGUGGUAUAAUUUAGAUUAUCUAUAA